Messenger RNA from Brugia pahangi, 528 nucleotides. NCBI's taxonomy places the organism in Eukaryota, Metazoa, Nematoda, Chromadorea, Rhabditida, Onchocercidae. The record is from the annotation of a GenBank genome assembly.
AUGUCCAAUGAUGGACCCACUGACAUUCAAUCAGGAAUUAAUAAUUCGACAACUUAUCGAGAUCUUAGUUUGGAUUGCGGCACUACUGAGAAACUAAGCAAACUAACGGUAACCAGAAAUAAUUCGCCGCUCAAAAGCUUCGGGGAGAAGAAAACUCGAGAAAGAAAUAUGAAGAUAGCUCGGGGACAUCAGAUGUUUAAAAACAUCGAAUCAGCGCUCAGUGAUGGUAGUGCGAAAAGGAAAUCAUUAGAGCAAGGGAAGAAAGAGAAGCAAUCUAUUAAUGAAUUGCAACUGGGAGAAAUGAUGCUGCGAAGUGCAUUCGACGGUAAAGAGACACGAAAACCUCUAGAUUCCUCUAUGAUAACUGCAGACGAACUCAUCAGUUUGUUUGACCUUGCUGUUAGCGAUUGUUGCUCGAUGCAUGACAAAUUCAGUAAAAUUUCUUUGCUCAUUAUUCAGCAAACUUAUAAUACUUUUUUCCUCUAUCUCCGGAAAUGUCUUAUGGUACUGCUUUUUAUGAUGAAAUAG